AUGGCGCUCUUCUGGAUUCCACCAAUGGAACCACUAAGCAUAUUUACAGUAGAUGACUACCUGAAUCGGCCGAUCUUAGCCCGAGACAAGAGAAUCCAACAUCAGAACAGAAGUGUCAGCCGAUUCGACCCCGAAGAAAGAGAACGUCUACAACAUCAAGAACAACCUGACAUCUACCAGAUAAAGGCUCACUUCAAAUUGGCGCCCAACGUAUGA
Clunio marinus is the source of this 216-nucleotide messenger RNA. The record is from the annotation of a GenBank genome assembly. NCBI's taxonomy places the organism in Eukaryota, Metazoa, Arthropoda, Insecta, Diptera, Chironomidae.